UUCAAUCAGAGAGGACCCCACAAAUCCUUAUUCUUCAUCGAGCCUUCCUUCUCAUUUCUUCUUCUCCAAAGGGGGCGAUCAUCUCUGUCUCACUCCAUCUCUGCAAAGCCAUGGCAAGUUCUGGUGCUCCUUUUCACAAGGCUCUGAGCAAAAUCGCGUGUAAAAGGCUUCAGAAAGAGCUUGUGGAAUGGCAGAUGAAUCCACCUACGGGGUUCAAACACAAGGUCACUGAUAAUCUCCAGAGAUGGAUAAUUGAAGUUAUUGGAGCACCAGGAACUUUGUACGCGAACGAGACCUAUCAGCUUCAAGUUGAUUUUCCCGAGCACUAUCCUAUGGAAUCGCCGCAAGUGAUCUUUCUCCCUCCGGCUCCUUUGCAUCCUCACAUUUACAGCAAUGGGCAUAUUUGCUUAGAUAUUCUGUAUGAUUCGUGGUCUCCAGCGAUGACUGUUAGUUCUAUCUGCAUCAGCAUCCUCUCCAUGCUCUCUAGCUCGACUGAAAAGCAACGACCGACCGAUAAUGACCGAUAUGUGCAGAAUUGUAAGAACGGAAGAUCUCCAAAGGAGACGAGAUGGUGGUUCCACGAUGAUAAAGUAUAAACCAUCCAUCCAUCAAAACCAUAAAUGUAUAAUAAUCCAAAACAAUCAUGAGGUUUGUUUGUUGUCUAAUUUUAAUUUAAUAAUCGGGUUUAAAGCUUCCCUAAAACCAUAUCAAAAUCCGUGAUGAUGUAGAAAAUUUAAACAGUAACAUAUUACUAA
Messenger RNA from Brassica rapa (field mustard), 755 nucleotides. RefSeq names its product probable ubiquitin-conjugating enzyme E2 16. The record is from RefSeq and is a predicted model, not a curated record. NCBI's taxonomy places the organism in Eukaryota, Viridiplantae, Streptophyta, Magnoliopsida, Brassicales, Brassicaceae.